AUGCCGCUCCGUCUGCGCCAUGGCGGUCCCCCGCGCCUCUCCUCGUCGUCGUCCUUCUCGUCGUCGUCAUCGUCGCCCACUCACAGGUAUCCAGACACGGGCUCCCCCGGCUUCACGCCCCGCGCGCGCGUCACCGAAAAGUACCGCAUCGUGGGCUUCAUCAGCAGCGGCACCUACGGCCGCGUCUACAAGGCCGUGAGCCGCACCACGCCCUCGACGCGCGCCACGCCGACAUCCUCGUCGCAGCAGGCCAACGGCAAUGGCUCAUCGGCAGCAACGACGGGGUCCGGCGGCGGCGGCUUCGUCGGCGCCGAGGUGGCCAUCAAAAAGUUCAAGCCCGACAAGGAGGGCGAGCAGAUAUCCUACACGGGCAUCUCGCAGUCGGCCAUCCGCGAGAUGAGCCUCUGCUCCGAGCUGCGGCACAACAACGUCAUCGGCCUCGUCGAGAUCAUCCUCGAGGACAAGUGCAUCUUCAUGGUCUUUGACUACGCCGAGCACGACCUCCUGCAGAUCAUCCACCACCACACCCAGCAGCCGCGCCACCCCAUUCCCCCGGCUACCGUCAAGAGCAUCAUGUUCCAGCUGCUCAACGGCUGCCAGUACCUGCACACCUCGUGGGUCCUGCACCGCGACCUGAAGCCUGCCAACAUCAUGGUCACCUCGGCCGGCGAGGUCAAGAUCGGCGACCUGGGGCUCGCCCGCCGCUUCGACAAGCCCCUCCACUCGCUCUUCAGCGGCGACAAGGUCGUCGUCACCAUCUGGUACCGCGCCCCCGAGCUCAUCCUCGGCAGCUACCACUACACGCCCGCCAUCGACAUGUGGGCCGUCGGCUGCAUCUUCGCCGAGCUCCUCUCGCUCCGGCCCAUCUUCAAGGGCGAGGAGGCCAAGAUGGACAGCAAAAAGACGGUCCCCUUUCAGCGCAACCAGAUGCAAAAGAUUGUCGACAUCAUGGGCCUGCCCUCGCGCGACAAGUGGCCCCUCUUGCCCACCAUGCCCGAGUACAACCAGCUCGGCACCCUGCAGUCGCCCACCGCCCACCACCACCCCCACCACAGCGGCCACCACCACCAGCAUCACCACCACGCCCCCGGCCGCGGCUACUCCUCCUCGACGUCUUCGCCCUCAGGCCCCGGCGGCGGCGGCGGCUCCGGCAACAGCAGCUCCCACCUCGAAAAGUGGUACUACAACACCAUCUCCAACGCCACCAACCCGCCCUCGUCCGCCACCUCCUCUUCCUCCUCCAACAACAAUAACAACGCGCCGCUCACCUCCCUCGGCCCCGAGGGCUACCGCCUCCUCGCCGGCCUCCUCGAGUACGACCCCUCCAAGCGCCUCACCGCCGCGCAGGCCCUGCAGUCGCCCCUCUUCAGCACCGGCGACCGCGUCACCAACAACGCCUUUGAGGGCCUCAAGGUCGAGUACCCCCACCGCAGGGUCAGCCAGGACGACAACGACAUACGCACCAGCAGCCUCCCCGGCACCAAGCGCAGCGGCCUGCCCGACGACUCCCUCCUCCGGCCCAGUAAGCGCGUCAAGGAGUGA
This is a messenger RNA of Purpureocillium lilacinum, 1542 nucleotides long. RefSeq names its product cyclin-dependent protein kinase. The record is from RefSeq and is a predicted model, not a curated record. Gene Ontology annotation, cellular component: nucleus; mediator complex. Gene Ontology annotation, molecular function: ATP binding; cyclin-dependent protein serine/threonine kinase activity. NCBI's taxonomy places the organism in Eukaryota, Fungi, Ascomycota, Sordariomycetes, Hypocreales, Ophiocordycipitaceae. Gene Ontology annotation, biological process: protein phosphorylation.